AUGGAUGAACCUCACAAUCACUCGGGCGGCAAGGCUCAGACUGCGCGCUUCCGCCAGGGUGUACUGAGCUUCUCUUCGACCGGAAAGCUGCAGACACGUCCACCAACAACUCCCAAGACCCGAGACCGAGACCAGUUGGUGAAAGUUGCCAAAGAAACAAUUUCAGUCUUACCUGGCCUCCUGCUCACACGGCCGGAUGCAAAGCCAGAUGGCUAUCUCUACGAAAAAGACGCUGUCACGCCGCUCGAUCAAAAAUUCUGUCCAAAACUACCAAAGACAAAAGUUCGUGUGAUCAGCAGCGACACCAUCGAUGCUGCCCUCCAACUUAGCCGCAGUCCAUCCCAGAAGCCGGUCUGUGUCUUGAACAUGGCAAACGCGAUUCACGCCGGCGGCGGGUUCAGAACCGGUGCCCUCGCCCAAGAAGAAGCCCUUUGCUACCGCACUUCUCUGCACUUCACUCUCAAACUGCGCUUCUAUCCAAUUCCAGACAAAGCCGCCAUCUACUCUCCCACUGUUCUUGUGAUCAGAGACAGCCUGGCAAACGGCCAUAGAUUCCUCGACUGCCACGAUCCCAGCCAGUUACCAGUCAUUAGUGUCGUCAGCGCAGCGGCUAUUUUUCAACCGAGUCUUGGCUGUAACACGGCACAGCCUAACCAGGACGGAAGCAGGUUUUACGCCAGGCGAGAAGAUCGCAAUCUGAUGAGAGAAAAGAUCCGGAUCAUCCUGCGAACCGCCAUCAAGAAUAGACACCGCAAGAUCGUGCUUGGGGCUUUUGGCUGUGGAGCAUUCCAGAACCCACCGAAAGAAGUGGCCCGUCUUUAUUCAGAGGUGCUCCAGGAACCGGAAUUCUCUGGUGGUUGGUGGGAGGAUGUUGUCUUUGCCGUGCUCCAACAAGGCUCAGCGGACAGCAACUUCCAGUGGUUCUCAAGGGAGUUGGAUGGCCUGUUGGUCUGA
Cladophialophora psammophila CBS 110553 is the source of this 954-nucleotide messenger RNA. RefSeq lists its product as uncharacterized. The transcript has a single exon. Bases 1 to 954 code for a protein of 317 amino acids. Lineage: Eukaryota; Fungi; Ascomycota; Eurotiomycetes; Chaetothyriales; Herpotrichiellaceae. The record is from RefSeq and is a predicted model, not a curated record.